Paramormyrops kingsleyae is the source of this 1797-nucleotide messenger RNA. It is a transcript of the gene dffb, whose product is annotated as DNA fragmentation factor, beta polypeptide (caspase-activated DNase). NCBI's taxonomy places the organism in Eukaryota, Metazoa, Chordata, Actinopteri, Osteoglossiformes, Mormyridae. Gene Ontology annotation, molecular function: DNA endonuclease activity. Gene Ontology annotation, cellular component: cytoplasm; nucleus. Gene Ontology annotation, biological process: apoptotic DNA fragmentation; apoptotic process. The record is from RefSeq and is a predicted model, not a curated record.
UUUAUUUAUCCUUUAUUUUACCAGGAAGGUUCCAUUGAGAUACAAUAUCUCUUCUUCCAGGAAGUCCUGGCCAAGAUGGCAGCAAAUAAGACAAUAAGACAAAAGUUUCAUAUACAUACACAAAGAGGUUCGGAAUGCAUUAUGGGUAUUUCCAUUAUUUCUUAUGGGAAAAAUAGUCUUGACUUGCGACCAACUUGAGUUACGACCAGCCCUCGCGAACGAAUUGAGUUCGGAAGUCGAGGGUCCACCGCAUUAAUAAACUUGAACGUUAUGAAGGGCGUCCGCAGGGAUAGUUGUAGGGAGGUGGGGCUGCCAGUUGUGCGCAUGCUCAGGACUUCGAAAAAGAGCCGGCAGAUGCAGACUUGUAAUCGAGGGGAGCGGAGUCAUGUUUCGAUUAUUUAAUAAAAAGAAUAAACUUGUGAAACUCAGACGCCGGGGUGAAAGUACAAAAUAUGGAGUCGCGGCUGCAAAUGUGAAAGAGCUUCUCAGCAAAGGCUGCAGUAUUUUAAAGGUACCACUGAAGGGAUCUCGGGUUUGCCUGUAUGAAGAUGGAACCGAAGUUGGUGAUGAUUACUUCAGAAGGCUUCCGGACAACGUUGAACUUGUUCUGUUGACUGAAGGACAGUGCUGGGAUGGAUUUGCGUCUGAUAUUAGCCUUCUGCUUGGCUCCACGAACCGUCAUUACGAUCUUUUAAUCAAAUCUGCCAAGAGCCUUCUCACAGAUGAACAGUCUCAGAAAAAGCGGAAAAUCCUAAGUGAUCUACUUCAAAACCUAGAGGACAACUCUGAGAGUGAAAAAAGGGAAGAGGACAGCGACUGGUUUCAGGGAAUUGACCCUAGAUUUAAGACCAAGUCUGAUUACAUGAAAUACAACUGUGAAAGCAGAGUUAGAGGAUAUUUGAAAGAGGUGGAUGGAUAUACUCCGAACAUCCAGAGUCCCAGGGUUCGGACAGAAUACAAGAAAGUCGUCACCAAUAUGCUUGAGAAACUGAAAGUCACCAAGUACAACGGCUGCUAUUUCGACAGACGACAGGAGUCUGACUGCAUGUGCUCCAGGGAAGGCUGGUUUUCUUGUCAGGGUGCUUUUGAUCAGGACAGUUGCUCAUCUCUCCACUCUAUUAAUCCUUAUGGGAACAGAGAGAGCAGAAUCCUCUUCAGCACCUGGAACCUCGACCACGUGAUCGAGAAGAAGCGGACUAUCAUCCCGACACUGGUGGACGCUCUGGGGCACCGCAGCCACGGUGAAAUUAACUGGGAAUAUUUCUAUAGAUUGCUGUUCACGCGUGAGAACUUGAAACUGGUACAUAUCGUCUGCCACAAGAAGACUGUUCAUGACCUGGCAUGUGACAGUGGAAAAAUAUACAAGAAGGUGAAGAAAAGGAAAUGAAUGCCACAUGAUUUUUUUCCCCUCUUUGCUUCAAUGAAGUAACUGAAAAAUCCUCAUAAACAAGAUCAAUCCUUCUUCAAACCACUUAUCAUAGUCAUAAAGGUGCCCGAAGCCAAUUCCAGGCAAGACAAUACUGGGAUAUACCCAGAAUGGGAGGCCACUUCAGUGUAAAGCAUACACAAUCAUACAGUAUGGGAAAUUUAGAGAUGGCAAUUAACCUAACUACGUGUCUAUAGAGGAAACCUACAUGGCAAGAACAUGGAGACUACAGAUGCAGAGAGCAGUUCAGUAAUGACAAUGUACGUUUUUUUUAAAACAGAUUGCAGCCUUUUAAUUUUUUAAGUGCAGUUUUAUAUUUUAUUUAAUGAUUUUUCUAUCUGCAUGUCACAAUAAAUUUUUAGAAAAAACAA